Molecule: messenger RNA, 348 nt
Organism: Rotaria sordida
Lineage: Eukaryota; Metazoa; Rotifera; Eurotatoria; Philodinida; Philodinidae
Source: the annotation of a GenBank genome assembly
AUGAGUAAUACAUUUGAUCAAGAUUUUUGUCCAGCAUGUGGAACAAUAUUACCUUUGCCUGAUGGUUCAUCAAUUAUUCAAUGUUUAUUAUGCAAAAAAACUCAAGAUAUAUCAGUAUUUCAUGGAACACAAUCAACUGUUCAUGUUAAUUUUCAUAAUGUUGAAGUUGAUAAAAAAACAUUGGAAAAUAAUGAAACUAUCGAAGGCACAUUAAUUCAACGAAAAUGUCCUCGUUGUGGACAUGAUGAAAUGUCAUUUACUACUAGACAAUUACGUUCAGCAGAUGAAGGACAAACUGUUUUCUAUUUAUGUCCAAAAUGUUCAUUUCAAGAAUUGGAAAAUUCUUAA